GGGGGCGCGCCGCCACCGCCUCCGCGCUGGGCCGCAGUUGCCGGUAUCGUGUCUUGAAGGUGGUACCCCUGACUGAGGGCCGUGGGGCCGCGUCCCCGGCUCGCCCUGCAGUGGCUGCCGACGCCUCCGUCCGCUCUUCGUCAUGAGAGGAAAAAAACACUAUCCCGCCCAACGUCAGAGGUUUGAGGAAAUAAAUAGCUGUGGCGUCGGAGCAUUGGUGAAAGCUUUGAGUGAAGGGCACUGAAAACCAAAUCGCCGUACAGUAACUGAAAGAAAAAAAAAAAUUCAGACCUAAGAAUGAAAUAGAAUGACACAACACGCCCUGACGUUAAUUUAACCCUAGCUUCCUCCUACAGAAAAGGCAGACAGGGAUAUGGUUCUGCGUUUCGUCAGCUGGAAUUCCGACUCUGGCAUCCUGGAGGCUGCCCUUACUGGUCAUUUAGAAUACAGAGCCUGGAAGCAAAGAAAUCUGGAUCACAAAAAAGUAUUCAAGGGUCAUGCAACCCAACUGUAGCCAAUUGCACAGUCCUCCAGGAGCUGCAGGCAGUGAAGAUGCCUCAGCCUCCCAAUGUGUUCACGCAAGGUUGACAGGAGAAGGUUCUUAUCUUCAUUCUGGAGAUGUGCAUAUCCAAAUCAACUCCAUACCUAAAGAAUGUGCUGAAAAGCCAAGCUCCAGAAAUUUAAGGUCAGGUGUCCAUAGUUGUACCCAUGGAUGUGUACAUAAUCGCUUACGGAGUCACUCCCAUACCGAAGCAAGGCAGCCUGAUGAUACUGCCAUGGAGUCUGGAGAUCAUAGUAGUAGUUCCUUCUCAGAAUUCCGAUAUCUCUUCAAGUGGCUGCAAAAAAGCCUUCCAUAUAUUUUGAUUCUGAGUGUCAAACUUGUUAUGCAGCAUAUAACAGGAAUUUCUCUUGGAAUUGGGCUGCUUACAACUUUUAUGUAUGCAAACAAAAGCAUUGUAAAUCAGGUUUUUCUAAGAGAAAGGUGCUCAAAGAUUCAGUGUGCUUGGUUACUGGUAUUCUUAGCAGGAUCUUCUGUUCUUUUAUAUUACACCUUUCAUUCUCAGUCACUUUAUUACAGCUUAAUUUUUUUAAAUCCUACUUUGGACCAUUCGAGCUUCUGGGAGGUACUUUGGAUUGUUGGAAUUACAGACUUCAUUCUGAAAUUCCUCUUCAUGGGCUUAAAAUGCCUUAUUUUAUUGGUGCCUUCUUUCAUCAUGCCGUUUAAAUCCAAGGGUUACUGGUAUAUGCUUUUAGAAGAAUUAUGUCAGUAUUACCGAAUUUUUAUUCCCAUACCAGUUUGGUUUCGUUACCUUAUAAGCUAUGGGGAGUUUGGUAAUGUAACUAGAUGGAGUCUUGGAAUAUUGCUGGCUUUACUCUACCUCAUACUAAAACUUUUGGACUUUUUUGGACAUCUAAGAACUUUCAGACGGGUUUUGCGAAUAUUUUUUACACGACCAAGUUAUGGAGUGGCUGCCAGCAAGAGACAGUGUUCAGAAGCAGAUGAUAUUUGUUCAGUAUGUCAAGCUGAAUUUCAAAAGCCAAUUCUUCUCAUCUGUCAGCAUAUAUUUUGUGAAGAAUGCAUUACCUUAUGGUUUAACAGAGAGAAAACAUGUCCACUGUGCAGAACUGUGAUUUCAGACCAUAUAAACAAAUGGAAAGAUGGAGCCACUUCAUCACACCUUCAAAUAUAUUAAGUUGUAUAAACUAUUAAGGCCACAAAACACUGAUUUCAUUUGGUUACAGUGAGUAUUGGUAAAGAUAUUAGAAUGGAUUUUCAGAGUCAGAAGUUAAAUGUUUCCAAAUGGUUUUAGAUUAUCAUAAGACUUAAAAGUUAUAGUCCAAUUUAUCAAAAUAUUGAAGAACCCUGUUUUAAAAAAUAUAUAAGUAAUGUUCAGCCUAAUGCAUAUGAACAUUUAGUCUAUCCUAAUUUUUUGACAAGUGAGUUCAGUGUUAAAUUGUGUUUUCUUGUUAAUGUUACCAAAACAGAUAACUAGAACUAGUAGCUCUUAGAGGAACUCAGGUAUUCUUUCUUGACAUUGUUUUCAAAAUAAAGAAUAUUUUUCAUACUAUUUUAAGAUACACAUUAUCUAAAAGUAGAAUUUAACUGACUUUUAUAAUUCCCUUUCUAAAAAUUAUUAAAAUUCUCAUAAAAUUUGUAUUUUUAACAAAAGUCUAAAUGCUAUAUUUUAUCUGUAACAAUCAGAUUUUCUAAGUGGAGAUUUACUGAAGAUGAUAAAUUUUAAUAUUGUAUUAUUCUCUGUAGUAUGAUUAGCAGUCACUGAGAAUAGAUGAUUUAAAUUUUGUUUAUGGAUCUUAUACACACAAUCCUGCCAUCAACUUUAAUGUUCAUGAUCUUGCUUUUUGUACAGUGCCAUGGACUAUCUUGAAAUAACUAUUAAAAUAAUUCAUAUGGAUUACAAAUAGAUGACUUUACUGAUAAUUUGAAUAGUGUAACAAACAAGACCAACUCAAAUCUUAGAAAAGAAUUCCCCUUAUAACUAGUCUUCUCCAGAAGAAUUUGGCAUCUGUUGCUUGAAUCACAAUUACUUAAGAGAUUAAAGCUUGUACUCAGAGGCAACCAAAAGCUUUGGAUAGUGUGGUCUGGUUGCCUCAGUAUUUGUGCAGUGUGGUAGAAAUAGAGUGAGGCACUUCGUCCCCUUGAAACCUCUAAGGGGGAAUCAAGAUCUAUAAUAAGUCCAAAGGGCUGGUUAUAUCUAAGUUUAGAGUACAAAGCCUCUGCCCAUUUUUUUCUAUUACCAUCUAUCAGUUUGCACACAAGGAAGAGACAGAGGGAAGAAGUUAGGAGGUACAGGUAGAAAACAAAUUUGCAGUGUUGAUAAGACAAAGGUGAAACAAACAUAUAGAUUAAUAAGGAUAGUGACCAACUGGCUACAGGUUGUCACUUUUAUGAUCAUAGAGCCACCCAAAUUGGCAGCAGUAUUUCCUCAGGCAAAUAUUGCCAGGUUAUAGUUACACCUGUUUCUGUCCUUUCAGUGACGAUAUAUUUAACCCUGUUAUCUACUUUGAGAACCACUGCAAAUAUUGAAACAAGCUUGCUUGGCCUUAUGUCACAUUCUGACUUUGUGGUGAAGUUAAUUAGUUUUUAUUUAAGUAUACAGCAAGGGAUAAGUGAGAAAGGCAAUCUGGGAUUAGAAUUUGGGUGUGAAAGAUAGAUGAGCUGACUUCUUGUUAAAAACACAAGAACAUCAUCUUACUACAUGAGUUAAUUCAGUCCUAUUAUAAUAUCUACUUAUAUCUAUUUACCCUAUUACAGAUAGCUUUGUUUCUUAAUAUGAUUUAAUAACAAGUCCCAAGCGGACAGUGGGGUUUGUUUUAACAAGAAAGCAGUUCACAUAAAUUUAAGAGGGGGAAAAUGUAAUAGAGCUAUGCCAUCCACUAACAACGCUGAUGAACUGGAAACAUUACUUCUGUUCCUUCACUUCAAAAAUAGGGGAAUAGGGAUUCAAAAACCCAUUUUUUAUGUGAAUUCAUAUCACACCUUCUGAAAGAUUAUGUCAUUGGCAUUAAGAGUUGCUACUCUAUGUUUUAUUAAAGUCAAUUUGAGAACUUCUAUAGAGAAAUCAUCUUGGCAAAUGUGACUAGAAUUGCCUCAUAAAUAAGUGGCCUAUACAAAACUUUACCCGUCUUACACUAGAUGUAUUGAGACAUUAGUCGAAAAUCCACAUGUAAUUUCUGACUCUACAGUUGGCUAUUUGCAUAUGCAGAUAUGGAAGGCCAAAUAUAUUUAUUGAAAAAAUUCUGCAUGUAAGUGGACACAUGCAAUUCCAACCCAUUUUAAUUCAAGGGUCAGCUGUACAGUUUAUUAAAUAUGAGAACCUGAACACAUCUGCCAUGUUAAUGAAAAAAAUUACUGAAACCAUUUGUGUACUUGAUAAUUAUUUCUUCCUAUCUUAAGAUAAUAAAAAAAUCACUUCUA
Molecule: messenger RNA, 3937 nt
Organism: Pteropus alecto (black flying fox)
Lineage: Eukaryota; Metazoa; Chordata; Mammalia; Chiroptera; Pteropodidae
Gene: RNFT1
Product: ring finger protein, transmembrane 1
Exons: 10
Coding region: 498-1694 (398 amino acids)
Biological process (GO): positive regulation of ERAD pathway
Cellular component (GO): endoplasmic reticulum
Molecular function (GO): ubiquitin protein ligase activity
Source: RefSeq, a predicted model, not a curated record